Exophiala viscosa is the source of this 2269-nucleotide messenger RNA. RefSeq lists its product as uncharacterized. NCBI's taxonomy places the organism in Eukaryota, Fungi, Ascomycota, Eurotiomycetes, Chaetothyriales, Herpotrichiellaceae. Gene Ontology annotation, cellular component: cytoplasm. Gene Ontology annotation, molecular function: protein binding. The record is from RefSeq and is a predicted model, not a curated record. The coding region runs from base 219 to 1988 and encodes 589 amino acids. The transcript has a single exon.
AGCCAAUGUCUGGCGCAACCGAUGGCAGUGCCAUGUGCCAUAGGCAAAUGCCCUCUAGUCAGGACAGACAACGCGGAUUUGGUAGGUUUGCAGAACUCGUCUAAAGGGCGAGGAAAUGCAUCAGGACGAGUAUUGCAAUGUGAGCUGAAGAUAUAAGCCCUUGGGCAUCAGGUAGGGGAUUCUGAAUGAUCAUACCCAUCUAACAAAAAAACCAAACAAUGUCGAAGCGUAAUAGUAGCUCGAGCAGUUCGACUGCAUCAUCUUCAACCACCCUCAAUCAGGACAACUCCAACCUGCCAUAUGUCCUCGCAAGGCACGACAGUCACGACUGCUAUUUUGACAUCAAAGUCACCCGAUGCGAACUCGUUACCGUCAAUAGCAAAGAAGCGUAUCAGCUGCACUUCAAACUGGAUUUUGCACGGCCGUUCGAUCCCUCCAAGCGUAUUCGCUCAGCAGCCGUUGACAUCCAGGUUACUAGCAAUAGCCGCGAUCCGAACCGUCCAGGCCCAGCUAUUGUGGGCAUUGACCCGGAAGCAAGCCUCGUAUAUAUGGCCGACCAUGAGGUCAGCUCGGGCCAAAAUGUCGGCGUCAACGUUGGAGCACCGGGCCCAGCAGCAGGUGCUAUCAGUGCCAACGUAGGCCUGACCUGGGGAGAUAAGACCACAUUCAAGGGAUCCAGGCUUUUUCAUGGCUUUCUACCGUCCCCUCGUCAUGCUCAGUGGAAGAUGUACGAGGAGCCUAAGAGCAAGAGCGGCUUACCUCCCUCGGUGCGGCUGAUGGUCAUAGUCAAGAGCGCAAGAAGCUUCUAUGUCAGCGCAAAUGUCCUUGUCCAGCGUCGGAGUGCGUUUGGGUGGGUGAGAAACAUCAGUGCGCCCGCAACGACCGUGAGUGCCCGAGGAUAUAAGGUGCAACGCCGGCUGGUACGAGCUGCACGUGAAAGCGCUCUCAAUGAAGUCUCCGACAAGAUCACGGAAUUGCUCAGAGAGGGCGAGGGAAAAAUGCAAACCCUGCAGGGUAUCGUCGACAAAGAAUUUCCAAACCUCAAUCUAAGUGCUGUCUACGGCCACCACAUUGCACUGCUGAAGCUAAAAUCCAUGAAUGGUUUGUUUGACCGGAAACAGAUUGAAGUCCCCUUCCUUCAGGACGGUACCAAUAAGCUGCUGCUUGGCCGGCAAUCUGGAGAAGCACGGGCGAGGCGUGCCGACGGAAACUUCAACACCAAAAGCGUAUCUCUGCGCCACGCAGAAGUCUGGGCGGACAAAGAGACUGGGCAAGUCUACAUCAGGGACCUAAGUUCAAGAGGUGGAACGUUCGUCAACGGGCAACGUCUUGGGUCUGGAGAGGCUCGUGAGUUACACGAACAUGACCAACUGCAGCUAGGCACCGACAUUCAGGGCGACGACAGUAAGUCGAUAAAGCACGUCCGUGUCAUGGCGAAGGUCAACUUUGCAGGACUGGCCCUGCCCAAUACCCGGGAAGUUGAGGCUCGGAAGGAAGCAGCACGAAAGGACGUCAACAGCAAGUUUGAUGUAUGGACAAUGAUGGCAGUUGGCGAAAAAGAAGUCGACAUGCUUAAUGGUUUGGCAGACGUGGUUGGUCAUCGACUCGAAGCGCUAGAGAUCCUAACGUAUGGAUCAAAUUCACCGUUCAUCGACGAAGGUGAAAGUGAGCAAGGCGAUCCUGAGGAGGACGAGGAGGGUCAUGGUGGUGGCCAUGGUAGCUUUCGUAUCACCGACGUAGCACCGCCCACCGGAGGGUCUCGCAGGAGAUCAACCAUGAGAGACAGGACCUAUGAUGGGGAUCAUAGCUUGCGGCCGGACGAGGACAGAGGGCCGACUUAUGUCCAUUACGGAAGCCGUGCCUCGGCCAGGAAGGGAUCUCGAAACACCUGCUCAGCGAAGCGACUCAUACCGAAGAUCCAGACUGGUGAGGAGGCACUGGCGAGUCAUCGAACGGUCGGCAGAGAUUGGAAGGAAGUCAAGCUGUGAAGCGUGGCAACCUCAGGUUGACCCCCGCAUGACUGGAUACACUACGUUAUAAUUAGAUAUAGACUUCAUAAUAUUAAGAGACGAUAAGUUCUGGUAAUUGUCAAUGAGGGAUGAUUUUCCCUGCCAUUCAUAAAGGGUGGAUCGUGUGUCAAUCAACUUGAGAACGGAGGAGAACUGUCGCGUGAAGAUGACCUGUAGUACUGUAUGCCAGCGCGUAAGCCAAGGCACAGACCCAUGGCCUAGUGAGCCGUAUGGGCCCUUGGAGUUAUCUCUGUGGGGAU